Lotus japonicus is the source of this 1394-nucleotide messenger RNA. Its product is annotated as bZIP transcription factor 11-like. Gene Ontology annotation, biological process: positive regulation of DNA-templated transcription. The transcript has a single exon. Gene Ontology annotation, cellular component: nucleus. The record is from RefSeq and is a predicted model, not a curated record. Gene Ontology annotation, molecular function: DNA-binding transcription factor activity; transcription cis-regulatory region binding. The coding region runs from base 679 to 1152 and encodes 157 amino acids. NCBI's taxonomy places the organism in Eukaryota, Viridiplantae, Streptophyta, Magnoliopsida, Fabales, Fabaceae.
GAAUCCCUUCAAAACCUCUUCCCUUCCUCAUCUUAUCCUCCUCCUGAAAAUUGGUCAAAAAACCAAUCCCUCCUCUCUUAUCACAUAUUCCUUCUUAUCAUCUUCUCCAUUCCCUCUAGAAUCAGAGGUCACCCUGCCCAUAGUCUUUGACACCCUUUUCCCAACCUCUAGAAUUUUCUUCUGCAUAUAAUAACCUCCUACCACAAAGGCACAAACACACCAUAUCCAUUAUCCAGCAGAGUCAAACACCCUACCCCUUCCUUUCAAAGCUUGAAUAUUUGUUGCUCUUACCUGAAAAAAACAACUUGGAUUAUUUCUUUGUUCAUCCAUAACAUAUGCAGUUAUGUAUGAUUGAGAGACAGACCAACACAAAUGUCUUCUGCAGUAAUCUGUGAGAUCCUCCUAUCUGGCUUAACAAUCAACUCAACCCUCAGGCGCAGAACCCACUUGGUGCAAUCUUUCUCUGUUGUUUUCCUCCACUGGUUCUACGUUUUCUCAUGAACUAAAAACCUCAUCUCUUUCCACAAAAAAACACCAUUUUUUGCCUCUCUUUUCCCCCCAGAACACAACAUCUUCAAUCAAAUCUAAUUAAUAAAACUAGGUAGAAAAUUAGUGUUACUGCAUAAUUAUACAGCAGAGUUAGAUAUAUAGGUAAGUGGUAAUUCGUAAUUAGCGCAUAUGGCUUCUCCUGGUGGAGCUUAUUCAGGUGGUUCUAGCUCUCUUCAGAACUCUGCCUCUGGUUCUGAGGGAGAUCAUCAUGUCAUGGAUCAGAAGAAGAGGAAGAGAAUGCAGUCCAAUAGGGAAUCUGCAAGAAGAUCAAGGAUGAGGAAGCAGGAACACUUGGAGGGUAUGAGUGCCCAAGUGGAACAGCUCAAGAAGGAGAACAACCAGAUCAGCACAAACAUAGGGGUAACAACCCAGAUGUACCUGAAUGUUGAGGCUGAGAAUGCAAUCCUCAGGGUUCAGAUGGCAGAACUCAGCAACAGGUUGCAGUCCCUAAAUGAGAUCAUACAUUACAUUGAAUCAAGCAACAACUACCUCUUUCAUGAGGCUCAGGAGACUCAGUUCAAUGAUUGUGGCUUUAUGGACACAUGGAAUUCUCUGGCUGUCAAUCAAUCAAUCAUGGCCGCUGCUGACAUGUUAAUGUAUUGAUUGAUUGAUGAGAGUUUUGAUUCCAAAUUAGGAGUGAUGGUUGUUUCUUGGUGCUAAUUGAUUGUAUUGUAACACCCCCUGUUUGUCUCUAGUGUUUGUUUGUUUUGGUUUUAUCUUUCUGUAAUGUCAAUUACUGUCAUUUAUAUUUUAUCAGACAUAUUAAGAGUUUUGUGUAUUAUGAAAGGGGAACUUUUCAUUCACUUUUUGUCAAUAAAAGAAAUGUCAAGCUUUUAAUUUCCAUA